AUGUCACAAAAACCGGAUAUUUGUUGCAAAAGUCUUUCAGUCAUAGAAAAACCGCGUGAAGGAAAGAACUCAGAUUCCACUGCGAUUCGCGAGAAUCGCCAGCUCAAUCCCAAGCUGAAUCUCCAGCUGAAUCCCCAGCGGAAUUCCCACUUUUUUUCCCGUAGUGGUCGUGCUUCUUUCUUGGCUGCUUCCCAGUAUCUGAUUCUUGAGACUCACACAAAACUCAGAGCUCCUCAAAUGAACAACGGAAACAACACUACCGUCAAUGAUCCAAGUCUUCAGCGUAUGAUGGACAACACAUCAGCAAUGUACAGUAGCAACCAAUUGGUAUUAGCUCAAAACCUGGACCAGCGCCCUACAAAUACGACGAAAGCAUAUCUUGCAAAGCAAGAAGAAUGGAGACAAUGGUGUCUCAAGAAAGAAUUCGGAGAUGGUGAACUUGUGAAUGAUCAGAAACUAAGCUUUUUCAUGAUGGAUCAUGUCAUGAAUAGAGGACAGCAUUAUAAGGUAGGAAAGCUGUCAAGAAAGGUCCAUUCUAGUAGUAGUAGUAGCCAGCCUUGA
This is a messenger RNA of Phycomyces blakesleeanus NRRL 1555(-), 561 nucleotides long. RefSeq lists its product as hypothetical. NCBI's taxonomy places the organism in Eukaryota, Fungi, Mucoromycota, Mucoromycetes, Mucorales, Phycomycetaceae. The record is from RefSeq and is a predicted model, not a curated record. The transcript is spliced from 6 exons. The coding region runs from base 1 to 561 and encodes 186 amino acids.